Symphalangus syndactylus (siamang) is the source of this 1473-nucleotide messenger RNA. Its product is annotated as selenide, water dikinase 1-like. Gene Ontology annotation, cellular component: cytoplasm. Gene Ontology annotation, biological process: L-selenocysteine biosynthetic process. Gene Ontology annotation, molecular function: selenide, water dikinase activity; ATP binding. The record is from RefSeq and is a predicted model, not a curated record. Lineage: Eukaryota; Metazoa; Chordata; Mammalia; Primates; Hylobatidae.
CGCCGGGCGCGGCAUUUUUAUUCAGGCGACGCUUAAGGGAGCCCGGCCGCGCCCGGUGCAUUCUGGGACCGGCCCGCGGCCCGUUUUCGGGAGGAGGCGGAGGGCGCAAAGCGAGCCGGUGGAUCCAUAAAGAACCCAGCCAACCCGCAGAGGGAGGGGAGGGGCUGAGCUGUGAGGAGAGCGAGGCCCAAGAACCAUGUCUACGCGGGAGUCCUUUAACCCGGAAAGUUACGAAUUGGACAAAAGCUUCCGGCUAACCAGAUUCACUGAGCUGAAGGGCACAGGCUGCAAAGUGCCCCAAGAUGUCCUGCAAAAAUUGCUGGAAUCUUUACAGGAGAACCACUUCCAAGAAGAUGAGCAGUUUCUGGGAGCCGUUAUGCCAAGGCUUGGCAUUGGAAUGGAAACUUGUGUCAUUCCUUUGAGGCACGUUGGGCUUUCCUUGGUUCAAACCACAGAUUACAUUUACCCGAUCGUAGACGACCCUUACAUGAUGGGCAGGAUAGCAUGUGCCAAUGUCCUCAGUGACCUCUAUGCAAUGGGGGUCACGGAAUGUGACAAUAUGCUGAUGCUCCUUGGAGUCUGUAAUAAAAUGACCGACAGGGAAAGGGAUAAAGUGAUGCCUCUGAUUAUCCAAGGUUUUAAAGACGCAGCUGAGGAAGCAGGAACGUCUGUAACGGGCAGCCAAACAGUACUAAAUCCCUGGAUUGUCCUGGGAGGAGUUGCUGCCACUGUCUGCCAGCCCAAUGAAUUUAUCAUGCCAGACAAUGCAGUGCCAGGGGACGUGCUGGUGUUGACAAAACCCCUGGGGACACAGGUGGCAGUGGCUGUGCACCAGUGGCUGGAUAUUCCUGAGAAAUGGAAUAAGAUUAAACUAGUGGUCACCCAAGAAGAUGUAGAGCUGGCCUACCAGGAGGCGAUGAUGAACAUGGCGAGGCUCAACAGGACAGCUGCAGGACUCAUGCACACGUUCAAUGCCCACGCCGCCACUGACAUCACGGGCUUCGGGAUUUUGGGCCAUGCACAGAACCUGGCCAAGCAGCAGAGGAACGAGGUGUCGUUUGUAAUUCACAACCUCCCGGUACUGGCCAAGAUGGCUGCGGUGAGCAAGGCCUGCGGAAACAUGUUCAGCCUCAUGCACGGGACCUGCCCGGAGACUUCAGGCGGCGUUCUGAUCUGUUUACCACGUGAGCAAGCAGCUCGGUUCUGUGCAGAGAUAAAGUCCCCCAAAUAUGGUGAAGGCCACCAAGCAUGGAUUAUUGGGAUUGUAGAGAAGGGCAACCGCACAGCGAGAAUCAUAGACAAACCCCGGAUCAUCGAGGUUGCACCACAAGUGGCCACUCAAAACGUCAAUCCCACACCCGGGGCCACCUCUUAAUCUAGACAGAAAUAGCUGUUUGGUUUUGUUUUUAAAUAGAUCUAUUUCCCUUAUCACUUCAAUUAAAGACUAUAAACAACAACAACAACAACAAAAAA